This is a messenger RNA of Chiloscyllium plagiosum (whitespotted bambooshark), 1911 nucleotides long. It is a transcript of the gene pou3f1, whose product is annotated as POU class 3 homeobox 1. Gene Ontology annotation, molecular function: DNA-binding transcription factor activity, RNA polymerase II-specific; RNA polymerase II cis-regulatory region sequence-specific DNA binding. Gene Ontology annotation, cellular component: nucleus. Gene Ontology annotation, biological process: brain development; regulation of transcription by RNA polymerase II. The record is from RefSeq and is a predicted model, not a curated record. Lineage: Eukaryota; Metazoa; Chordata; Chondrichthyes; Orectolobiformes; Hemiscylliidae.
CCUCCCGCUGCCCCAGCUCUGGGCUCUGCUAAAGCUGCCCAAAGUCGGCGGCAGCUGAGCAGUUUGGAAGUGCGAGUCAUGGCCACCACAGCUUCGGCUCACUACAUCCCCAGGAAUAACUCGCUCCACUCCAACUCGUUGGUGCACCCGGACUCGGACAGGAUGCAUCCAGGGACAACCUACCGGGAGGUGCAGAAGAUGGUGCAGAGUGACUACCUGCACGGCCUGAGCGGCAGCGGGCACCCCAUCUCCCACAGCCACCAGUGGCUGUCCUCGGUGACGGACGGCGCGCCCUGGGUCACCGCCUCCCACCUGGGGCAGCCGGAUCCCGGCAAGGCCAGCGUGCAGGCGCCGCCGAGGGACGACCUGGGCAACGGGCUGCACCACCGAGCGCACCACAUGGUGCACCAGCAGAGCCACGGCAGCCACCCCGGGGCGGCGUGGGGGCCGGCGGCUCCUCCGCCACCGCCACCGCCGCCGCCGCCGCCGCCUCCCAUCCCCGGGAUGCCUCCUUCGUCCAACGGGCACCAGCCGCUCAUCUACUCGCAGCCGGGCUUCAGCAGCCUCAACGGCAUGCUGAGCCCGGCCACGCCGAGCCUCCACCACGGCCUGACGGACGCUCUCCACGAGGACCCGGGCGGUCACGACGGCCACCCGGAGCACCCCGCGCCGCACCACCCGGAGCACUCGGACGAGGACGCCCCCACCUCGGAUGACUUGGAGCACUUUGCAAAGCAGUUCAAACAAAGGCGGAUCAAGCUGGGCUUCACCCAGGCGGACGUGGGCUUAGCCCUGGGCACUCUGUACGGCAACGUCUUCUCUCAGACCACCAUCUGCAGGUUCGAAGCCCUGCAGCUCAGCUUCAAGAACAUGUGCAAACUGAAGCCGCUGCUGAACAAGUGGCUGGAGGAGACCGACUCGACCUCAGGGAGCCCCACCAGCAUAGACAAGAUCGCCGCGCAGGGACGGAAGAGGAAGAAGCGGACGUCUAUAGAGAUUGGGGUGAAAGGGGCGUUGGAGAACCACUUCUUAAAGUGCCCCAAGCCCUCCGCUCAUGAGAUCAGCAGCUUGGCUGACAGCCUGCAGUUGGAAAAAGAGGUGGUCAGAGUUUGGUUUUGUAACAGAAGACAGAAGGAAAAGCGAAUGACCCCGGCCGGAAUCCCCGGCCACCCAGGUAUGGAGGAUGUAUAUUCACAAAGGGACACUCCGCCGCUUCAUCACACACUUCAGACCCCUGUCCAAUGACUGCUCCACACACUCCACACCCCCACUAAGAAAACAAAAGACUAAGAAAAAGACACAAACUGGAUUUUACAAAGCAAAAAAAAAACUGACUGAAAAAGGGAUCUAGCCAGUGCCGCAGUAAUUGUUUUGAGUGAGCACUGGACUGUAUUCAUACUUAGGAGAGACAGAAACAAAAACACAUUUCAUGCAUUUGAUGUGGCAAAUCGAGUGGUUAUCUCCCCUACUGUAGAACAAAGAUUUUUUUUCGUAGCUUAAAGACACGCAUAAGUUGUAAGAGAAAAGAAAAUACCUGUUCGUGGCUGAAUUAUUUCAGGGGCAUUCUGAAAAGCAGCGGCUUUUCCAAACUGGGUGAGAAUGAGUUCAGUUUAAACAGAAAGUGAAAUGGUCAUCGAAGUGUUCGCCUUCAGCCGCCGCUGUGUUAAAUAAGGGAGUCUGGUGGUGGGGGGAAGCUUAUGAUGUGGUCAAAGAUUUCAUAGUAUCCCUACAGUGUGGGGGACAGGCCCUUCGGGCCAACAAGUCCACACAGACUCUCCGAAGAGUAGCCCACCCAAAUCCCUACAUUUACCUCUGAAUCCAUCCCUGGGGCAAUUUAAUUUAGUAUGGCCAAUUCACGUAACCUGCAACACCUUUGGAUUGUGAGAGGAAAUCCACGCAAACUGUAUACAG